Messenger RNA from Salvia miltiorrhiza (redroot sage), 1197 nucleotides. RefSeq lists its product as uncharacterized. The coding region runs from base 1 to 1197 and encodes 398 amino acids. The record is from RefSeq and is a predicted model, not a curated record. Lineage: Eukaryota; Viridiplantae; Streptophyta; Magnoliopsida; Lamiales; Lamiaceae. The transcript is spliced from 2 exons.
AUGCGGAUGAACCGUAAGCAUCUUUUCCCCACGCACUUGUUGUAUGCGGAUGACAUACUUAUUUUCUACAAGGCCACCAUGCAGAAUGCAAGAGCUAUUCGUGACAUCUUCCUUUAUUAUGGGGUCAUCUCGGGCCAAGAUUGCAGUAGAGAAAAGUCGCAGCUCUUUUUUGCAAAAGGCAUUCUGUUAUGCUAUCAAAGGCAGAUCUCACGAGCUCUGGGUUUCUCGGUUAAAAAGCUGCCGACGGUGUACUUGGGGGUACCUUUGUUCGCAGGGAGCCCAAGAGCGGUGCACUUGGCUGCUAUCAAGGACAAAAUUAUUAAUAAAUUCUCCCGGUGGAAAGGGAUGCAACUCUCUAUGGCCGGAAGACUAUGCCUAGUUAAAUCUAUCAUCCAAAGCUCUCUUGUGCAUACUAUGAUGAUAUAUAAAUGGCCAGGAUCGCUGAUAAAGGAUUUGGAUAAAGCGUGCAGAAACUUUAUUUGGUCAGGGGAUAUUAACAAAAAGCCAUCUUUCAUGGUCAGUUGGGAUCGGGUGUGCGGCAUCAAAGAAGAAAGGGGUCUAGGAGUGAGAUCAUUUGAUAUGAUAAAUGAGGCCUUUCUCAUGAAGCUGGCUUGGAAUGUUAUUAAGGGUAAGAAGUUUGGCUAUGAUAUUUUGCAUAGCCGUUAUCUUGAUGAGUUUGGCAGAUCGCGAGAGACGUUAUUGGCCUCUUUGGUCUGGGGAUGGAUUAAGCAGCUGGUCCUGGAGUUGAUUGCUGAUUCUUAUUGUCUUCUGGGGAGUGGAUCCUCCGUUUACUUCUGGGAUGAUGAUUGGCUCGGUUACUCUAUUGCCAACAAAAUUGGCAUCCCGACUUUUCUGCCCUCAAGGCUGAAACACACGAUGAUAUGGGCGUUGUGGAGUGCAAGAAACAAAUGCCACUUUGAUGGUAUCUACCUGCUGGGGCGUGCGGUUCUUGCCUUUAUAAAAUCUUCGUUUGUGGAAGUGGAUAGUUCAUCUACGAAGAUGGGUCAUAUUAGUAAUAUUUCGAGUGACUAUAUGGUUGCUCGGCGGAUUGGUGUAACUGUUCGCAUUAGGCCGCCUCCAAACUUAGACUCGGUGUAUUGGUCACCGUCUGCCUAUUCUUGGCUUAAAGCUAACACGGACGGCUCUGCAGUUGGUGCACCGGGACAGAUCAACGUCGGAGGGGUGUUUUGCGACUAG